Molecule: messenger RNA, 2561 nt
Organism: Carcharodon carcharias (great white shark)
Lineage: Eukaryota; Metazoa; Chordata; Chondrichthyes; Lamniformes; Lamnidae
Gene: scly
Product: selenocysteine lyase
Exons: 13
Coding region: 278-1642 (454 amino acids)
Source: RefSeq, a predicted model, not a curated record
CUUUCCCCAACCCCAAUCAUCCUCUCCCUCUCCCGAUAAUUUUUUCAUUCCGCUGCCGGAGUCGCUGUGACGGAAGUCGCCAAUCGGAAGCGGCUGUGGCGUGAGCGGCCGAGAUCCCUGGUGGCUGCGGCGCUGGAGAGCGAGCGAGUGGCAAAAGCGGAUGUUAAAACAGUAACAGGAUUCAGCAGUGGCCAACGUCGGCAGGAAUGCGGGUGGGAUAAAUCAUCAUCAUCAGUGAAGUUUUUUCAGAAUUGUGCUAUCUGAAAAGUACCAGACAAUGGAGAAGAAUACCUGCAGUACAACAACUGAUGGGCCUCCAGCUACUCAAAGUAAUCAGAGGGUGACAGCAACAGUGGAAAGAAAUUACUCUGCAUCUGACUGCAUUUACAUGGAUUACAAUGCAACGACGCCUGUGGACACCGAGGUAAUCCAGACUGUUACCGAAGCCAUGCAAGAGGCCUGGGGAAACCCUAGCAGUUCAUACACUCCAGGUAGGAAAGCCAAAGAGUUGAUAGAUUGGUCAAGAGAAAAUGUGGCUCAAAUGGUUGGAGGUCGAUCAGAAGAUAUCAUUUUUACAUCUGGCGGAACUGAGGCGAACAAUCUAGUCUUUCACACUGCAGUCAAGUACUAUUGGGACCAUCAGCGCCAGCUGGCCCAGAACAGUGGGAGUAAGGAGAUUGAUUGGACAGCUAAGCCAUUACCUCACAUCAUUACAUCAAACGUCGAGCAUGAUUCAGUGCAACUGGUGAUAGACAAUCUGACCUUGGAGGAGAAAGCAAAAGCUACAGUUUUGCCUGUUUCCAAGGUAACCGGCUGCAUUGAAGCAGAUGAUGUAAUGGCUGCUGUCAGGCCGACCACCUGUCUUGUUUCUGUCAUGCUCGCUAACAAUGAGACAGGAGUUCUGAUGCCAAUUGCGGAGAUUUGUCGGCGAGUGAAGGCUCUAAAUCAGCAAAGCACAGGAACUCCCAGGAUUUUGCUGCACACAGACGCAGCACAGGCAGUCGGCAAGCUGCGAGUCGACGUGCAGGAUCUUGGCGUGGAUUAUCUUACAAUCGUAGGACACAAGUUCUACGGUCCACGGAUCGGAGCCUUAUAUGUAAGAGGGCCAGGCACAAGCUCGCCUGUAUAUCCAAUGUUCUUUGGUGGAGGCCAAGAAAGGAAAUUCAGGCCAGGCACAGAAAACACACCAAUGAUCGCAGGACUUGGGAAGGCUGCUGAACUGGUGGUCAGGAAGCUGGAGGUAUAUGCCAGUCACAUGCAAGAAGUGAGGGAUUACUUAGAAGAGAAACUAUUGACCGCCUUUGGGAAGAACAGGCUCCAUUUCAACAGCCACUUUAAGGGCUCAGACAGAUUACCAAACACCUGCAACAUGUCGAUUCUAGGGCCUAACCUGCAAGGUCGGAAGGUGCUGCUGCACUGUCGAAGGUUGCUGGCUAGUGUGGGAGCUGCCUGCCAUUCAGACAAAGGCAGUAGGCCCUCGCAUAUUUUACUGAAUAGUGGCAUUCCAUAUGAGGUGGCAGAGAAUGCACUUCGCUUGAGUGUGGGGCGUACAACAUCGAAAAAGGAUGUAGAUGCCAUUAUAGAAGACCUGAAGCAAGCGGUUAAUGAAAUUGAAGAGUGUGCUGCUCAGGUUUUGCAGUAGCACAGCGCCAGGAACUGAUUACUGCCAGCAGAAAUCCAGAGCUACAAGAUGGGAGCAAUAAGGCCUUUCUCACCAAAGGAUAGAGGCCUGAGUUUCCAAUAGGUUGGGCAAGUUUUUUUUUCUAAAGUGGCCAGUUAAACCAAUGCAAAAGAUCAAUGAGUUACAAGCACAAAUUAUGUCCAAUGUAAAUGAAAUUUCCAGUAAUUUGUACUGGUUUAAAAAGCAUUGGGCUAGAAGACUGCUGUGUCCGCAAAACUGGUCAUGCCUCCAGAUCGAACUAAUCACCAUUACAGGUUUAUUUGUGGAGGCAUUUGAAAUAUUUAAUUUUAGGUGCAAGGACAUUAAAAACGUAUCUUUUUAAUUUGCUAACAGACUGACUACUAUGCACCCAUAUAACUGUUAAAUGAUCAUCCUUGUAGUUUCUUUGAUUUUAAUUAAUUGAAAAUAACAGAUUACUCACAGGUGCUGGACUAGAUACUGAUUAUAAACAAGUAUUUGUCAUCUGGACAGACUUUUUUAAAAAACUUUUUGAAUUGAAUGUGACAAUAGCCUCAGUCAAGAGGCAUCUCUCCUUAUUUGUCCAUUGCCCCACCCCCACCUCCAUUACUCUCCAGUUCUUUUUAAUCACAGACCCUCAGUCCAGUAAUUCUGAUGUGAGAGGUAAAAAGCAAUAGUUUUAAUAUAAGUGGCUUAGCAGGUAUCCAGUGUUCUAUAGCAUCUGAACCCUUCAAUUAGAUUCCAGCCAAUAACUUAUUCCUGGCUAUUCAUGAUUACACACACAUAAUAAAGUACUGCUUGGUUUGUAAGUGAUGGACAGUUGUGUUGCUACAGUACAAAUUAUUUAUAGCAACCUACCCUCCUCGAGCCAAAGUGUCCCAGUGCAAUCAACCUUUGAAAUAAAAUUAUUUUUUAAACACAA